Molecule: messenger RNA, 1408 nt
Organism: Perkinsus marinus ATCC 50983
Lineage: Eukaryota; Perkinsozoa; Perkinsida; Perkinsidae
Exons: 3
Coding region: 2-1408 (468 amino acids)
Source: RefSeq, a predicted model, not a curated record
AAUGUUACAGCCUUCUUCUUCAUCUUCACCAAGUAAGGCGAAGAGUGGCCGUAGUGCAACACAGACAGAUGAUAAACGAUAUGGGUCCCCGGAUCCUGGAGGGAUACCCAUGCAACCUAUGCGGGGUCCACAACAACGACCAAGGCCGCAAAAUGACUUGCUGGACAUCUCGUCGUCAGCAGCAGCAUCAGCAGCAGCAGCUUCUGGAUCGUCUCCUAGCAAGGAUAGAAGGAGCUCUAAUUCCCUCAUGGUCGAUCUUGAGGAUUCUGUUACAGGAGCAGUGCGGAAAGGUCAUGAGGCGGCGAUUACUGUCGAUCCUAUUCGAGUAAUAGUAUUCUCCAUUAUAAUAGUGUCCUUAAUCUUCUUCACGACCUUGGGGCCAUCAUUGCCAUCCCCACCACAGCACGAGAGCAACGGAGUCGACUUGGGCUCAGCAAGAGGAUCGUCUGCUAGCAAAGUGUCUUCAGCGUUCUUAAACUCCUGUGCCUCUUCGGACAGAAGAAGUUUUGAAGCGAUAUUAGAUCGGUAUGGGAGAGACCUCACCACAGGCGAUAAGCUCCUCUGUAUGCAUUAUGCUUUACAAGACGGUGGUGAGGGGUACUUAGACAUAGUGUCGACUCUGCUAUCCAUGGGAGUUGAUCCUGUUGUGGUUGAUCCUACUGGGGUAUCCUUACUCGAAGUGUCCUGUACCGAGGGUCGGGUCGAAGCUUUUAGGAUGAUGCUGAGACGUGAUACAAGAUUGUGCAGUAGCCAGGGGGCAGAUAGUCUGUAUUACUUUGCAGGGAGGGCACCGUCACAAGGGGUGACGAAGCAGCUCAUUGAGACUAUACGGGAACAAUGCGAUGGGCAACCUAGCAAGGGGAAGCUCGGCCCACAGGCAGGCGGGGCAGAUAAAGAUCUGCAGAUGCCUGGGGAGGUAGACGUUAGAAGAGAGGGUCGAAGCUAUGAGUCAGAGUGGUCGGAGAUAGCGAGCAAAGAGAAGUAUUCCAAGGAGGUCGCUUCACUUCAGAUUGAGGUUGAAAAAUGGCGUGAUAGAGCGUUCGAUGCAGCGCGUCAGAAACAGCAGUUACUGGAUAGAGUAGCCCGUCUGGAGGCCCAGUUGGAGGCUAAGGAGGUUAACGAGGCUAAGUCAACCGCCACACCACGUGUAGAGCCUCCCGAGAGGAAGGAUGACGAAUACGAGCGCCUGUGGAGGGACUCCAAGUUCGUUGAUGCAGAUAAGCCUCUGACUGGUGGUCCUGCGAAUGAGCUCAUAAGUUCACCGUUGCCUCCACCUGAGGGACACAUGGGGGAAUCUGGCGUCUUCUGUAGCCAUCCAUCUAUCAUGUAUCCUUCCAUCAAUGCCUUCAAAUUGAUGCUCAUCGGCCUCCUGGAGUCCAUCACCACGGUACGGACUAUCGCUUUAUAA